GAAGAUGUUCACUCAUAGUCUUUGUGACACUCGCUUUGCUUCUCACUAGCAAAUUCACUUGACAACCCACUGGCUUCAUCUAAGAGAAUCUAAUGGAUUUAAGAGGGUACUUCAACAGGAUCGGGUUUACUGGAACAUAUGACAAACCUGAUCUGGACACUUUACGCACCAUCCAUAGGCUGCAUGUUAUGACCAUUCCAUUUGAGAACCUCAGCAUCCACUGCGGGGAGAAGAACACGACGGACCUGAACAUCAUAUAUGAUAAAUUAGUCAAGAGCAAUCGUGGAGGCUGGUGUUGUGAAAACAACCUCUUGUUCUCAUGGGUCCUAAAGGAGAUGGGUUACAAAUACACCAAACUAGGCUCCAAGGUGUUUAAUAAGUUCCAAAAUGAUUUUUACCCCGUGGACUCUCAUCUCAUCAAUAUGGUGGAGAUUGAUGGGAAGCCUUACAUUACCGACGUGAGCUAUGGAGUGUCAUGUCAACUGUGGUAUCCCUUAGAGAUGACCUCGGGUAAAGAUCAGCUACAGCCUCCAGGUGUGUUCCGCCUACUAAACGAUGGGAUGACGUGGGUUCUGGAGAAGACUUCAAGAAAGCAAGUGAUCAAAGACAAGGCCUAUGCUCAUUCCAGCCUCAUUGACAGGCGCCUGAUGAAGAAAAUGUAUUGCUUCUCAUUAACACCCCGUGAUAAAGAGCAUUUCGUGGAGACCCUGGAUUGCCUGCAGACCAGUCCUGAUUCUCGGUUUGUGUUGAAGUCCAUUUGCUCCCUUCAGACCCCCAACGGCUUCAGAGCUCUGAUUGGCUGGACUUACAGCGAGAUCGCAUACAACCCUGAGGAGGACUGUGACAUGGUGGACAUGAAGGAAAUACCUGACUGUGAAAUAGAAGCUGUGCUGAAGGAAAAGUUUAAUGUGGUGUUAGUUAAUAAGUUCACACCUAAAAACAAAAAAGCUAAUUAUUGCAUGUAAUACAAUACUGUACUAUGACCCGUAAAUAUUGUCAGGCAUCUCAGUCAACAAUCCUUGUCACCAGAGAUGGAAAAACUAUAAAUCCAUUUCAUACUUUUUAAUGCCCUCUAAAAUAAAAAAAAUAAAAUAAAAUAAAAUAAAAUAAAAAACAGCUUCUUUUGAAUAGCCGUUAAAGGACAAAAAUUCUCAUGUGUGACAAAUGGUGUAGUUAUGGCACCUACCAGCAGGGGCUGACAGGGGCAUAUGAUUUUAAAAAUAUUUUUUAACAUAGAAAUAUAAUCAAUACUGUUAAAACAUUGUUUAAAAAUUAUUGACGUAUGUUUGUCUCAGUGACUGAUGUAAACAUGUAUGCUCCAAAACAGUGUAUUUACACAUCCACUGAUUAAAUACAGCUCCAUAGUUUGUGCCAACAACAAUGUAUUUUGAAUUAUUGGCUGACGAGAACAUAAAAAUGUAGAUGAUAUUUAGAAACAAUAAUAAAAUAAUUCAUAAAUUUAAUGAAAUUUAUGAAUUAUUUUAUUAUUGUUUCUAAACAUCAAGUGGUGAACCAUAUAUAUAUAUAUAUAUAUAUAUAUAUAUGGUUCACCACUUGGUGUCCAAUAAAAUUCAGGUUAAGGUUAUAAUCACCCCUUUAAACUAUAAUCUAAUUAAACCUUUACCUCUUCACUUACUAAUAAAGUCUGCAAAUGUUUGUCCAGGGUGCUGAUAAAACAGAACACAGAUAGCAAUGUGAGUUAAAACUGGUUACUGUUAAGGUCAGGUUAAUGUUUAAAUUCAGCAGUUUUGAGUUUGCCGCAAGUAGUUUAAAGCUAACAUUCUCUCCAAAUAUUGCAAUCUUGGAUUAAAAAGUGACCAAUUAUAAUGCAUCAAGUCAGUAAAUUAUACUUGCAAAAGAUUUUUAAAAUCUCUCUCUCAAUUAAUAACAGAAGGAAACUGCAUGUACAGUAUAAUAAUUAUACAGAUGUUGAAUGGGUUCAAAUGGGUUUAGUCACUGCACAAUUUGUUUAAAAUAUAAAAUUACAUUUAUUUUCAUUUA
Messenger RNA from Onychostoma macrolepis, 2001 nucleotides. RefSeq names its product Arylamine N-acetyltransferase, pineal gland isozyme NAT-10. NCBI's taxonomy places the organism in Eukaryota, Metazoa, Chordata, Actinopteri, Cypriniformes, Cyprinidae. Gene Ontology annotation, molecular function: acetyltransferase activity. The record is from RefSeq and is a predicted model, not a curated record. Bases 93 to 965 code for a protein of 290 amino acids. The transcript has 2 exons.